CAACAAUCAGAGAAGCAUAACGUGUGGCGGAAGAGGGCGAAAACGCGAUGUGGGGUCCGCAGUUGUGCCGCAUCAAGGCAAAUUCGUGAUGUGACGUCGUCGCGGAAACGGCAAAACGUAAUCCAGCGUCUUUUAGCGACAAAUCAAGGAGCCAAUAGCAGUAAUCACUGAAAAAUAGUCGGCAAUACUGCACGGUGUCAACGUGCUUUUCAUGGUAAGAUCGCGUAGUAAACAGGCAGAGAUUAUGCUGCUGGUUUGCAAAUCUAGGACAACGUGAUCUCGAGGAACAAUAAAUCAGCUUUUUUUUAUCCAUGGUGUUUGCAAGUUGUAAAGAGAUGGAUGGUAUCGGGAACACAAUGCAGAAGAAGGCUGCGGAGCUCGAGCGCAUGGCCGAGGUUCUGGUCACCGGAGAGCAGCUGAGGCUGCGUCUCCAUGAAGGGAAGGUGGUUAAGGACCGCAGGCAUCACCUGAGGACGUAUCCCAACUGCUUUGUGGCCAAGGAGCUGAUCGACUGGCUGCUGGAGCACAAGGAGGCGUCAGACAGAGACACAGCCAUCAAGAUCAUGCAGAAACUCCUGGAUCAAAGCAUCAUCCAUCACGUUUGUGACGAGCACAAGGAGUUCAAAGACAUGAAGCUGUUCUAUCGCUUCAGGAAAGAUGACGGGACGUUUCCGCUGGACAACGAAGCCAAGGUCUUCAUGAGGGGACAACGGAUAUAUGAAAAGUAGGUUUUCUUUCAAGUGA
Messenger RNA from Salmo salar (Atlantic salmon), 744 nucleotides. The record is from RefSeq and is a predicted model, not a curated record. NCBI's taxonomy places the organism in Eukaryota, Metazoa, Chordata, Actinopteri, Salmoniformes, Salmonidae.